AUGUGGGGAGGCUACUGGGCACCAUUCCAGAGCAGGUACGGCGGGUAUGGGGGUUAUGGAUCGAUGAUGAGUCCCUACUUUGCCGGGGGGUUGGGUACGCCUUUCGGGAUGAACGCUCUCGGUUAUGGAAUGGGUGCUGCUAUAAAUCCUGCCGUGUACGGCAUAAGCUCCAUGGGCAUCGGCAACCCGUACGCCUAUACGGGGAUGUAUGGCCUGCCUUAUUGA
Molecule: messenger RNA, 225 nt
Organism: Cryptococcus wingfieldii CBS 7118
Lineage: Eukaryota; Fungi; Basidiomycota; Tremellomycetes; Tremellales; Cryptococcaceae
Exons: 4
Coding region: 1-225 (74 amino acids)
Source: RefSeq, a predicted model, not a curated record